AUGGUGGAAGGCCUCAAUGCGGCCCAUGUCGGAGCCGCGGGCUUGAUUGUGAUUACGCGGGCUCUUUGGUUACAAGCUCUCAUAGACUCAAAACUAGAAGAUGAUGCCGUCGCAAGCAACAAACAGCAGGCCAACCCGGAAACCAACAUUGGGCACCAAGAUGAAGCGACACACCAAGCGCACAAACCAUUGACCAGUCACUCGGAGUCAAGACGCGUCUUUUCUCGGAACUCAUCUGGACCCAUUCCUGCUCGCCGCGAGCACGCUCCCUGUGAGAACUCUGCAAUGGAAGGCAUUGACGAGGUUGUUGGCCACCCUGACAUAAGUGACACCCCGCCAUUAUCUACGGCCGCAGACUCUGUCGAACACCCUGCUGGCUAUUUCGGAGAAUCAUCAACCUUCAACUUCGUUCUCAAGAUGGGCGCCAGAGGCGCAGACCAUACCCCGCAAGAUCCUGCAAGACGCCGCUUGUCCACUGGUGGAAGUGAGGCCACCUUGAGUGCCUUGGGACACUCUCCACCAGAAAGACGAGAUUUUUCGAUUUUGCCACCCAAGCAGCUUGCAGACAGCUUGAUAGACGCAUACUUUCUCCAUGUGCAUCGCCUCUACCCUUUCGUGCACGAGCCAAGCUUUAGGUCGAGAUACGAUCAGAUGUGGGCGCAGGCUUCCAACGAGCAUGUCGAGCCUGAGCCUAGGUGGAUGGGGUUACUGAACAUUGUUUUUGCCCAUGGUUGCGAGUUCUGCCAUUCGCUUCCGCAAGAGGGCAGUCCAGCGGUCGCAUCAGAGUUUCUCAACCGGACGAGAAAGAUUGUAUAUGCCCACGUUUUCCGCGAAGGAAGUUUGGAACUGAUCCAAGCCCUUCUGCUAAUGUCACACUACCUGCAGGGGACAAUGGAGCUGAACGAAUGUUGGAGCCUCGUUGGUUUGAUGAUUCGCACUUCAGUGAGCCUUGGCUUUCACAUGAACCCUCCCGAGUCGGUGCACUCUGUGGUGGAACAGGAGAUGAGGAAAAGAGUCUGGUGGGGCUGCUAUAUCAUCGACCGAACUCUGAGCAUGAAAUUUGGUCGCCCCAUCUCUACACAAGGAGCUCAUCUCUACAAGGUUGAUCUACCACUGGAGGUUGACGACCAGUACAUUACCGAAAGUUCGACACAGCCACGACAACCCGAGGGACGACCAUCGUUGAUUGUGUUUUUCAUCCAGACGAUCAAGCAACAAAGGGUGAUCGAGAACAUCCUCAACAAUCUUUAUAACGGUUGCCCCUCAAGCGCUCCAAAUGUGAAGCCUUUGCGCAGCCUUGGACAACUGGUCGUCCUGGAUGACGAACUUCUUUCAUGGUGGGACAACCUGCCAGCCCAUCUGAAGUAUGAGCCGGACCUUCCUGAUGGGCCUGAUUUUCGGCGACAACGCAACGUCAUUUACAUCAGGUAUCUCAACAUCCGCUUGCUCUUGCAUCGACAUGCAUUUUUGAUUUUCUGUCGGCAACGUAUUGAAGAUGAAUUCCACCAGGCUGUUGCGGUGGCAUCCAGUCGCUGCUGCAUUGCCGCUGCUCGGGACACCAUCAAAACCAUACACAGGGAAUACAGUCGUCGGUUACUGAACUCUUUGUGGUACAACCUCCACUAUGUCUUCACUGCAAUGGGUGUUCUGCUUGCGCUCCAGGCAAUGGAUAGAACGAGACUAGAAUUGCUCGGCGACACCUAUCAAGACGACACUCUGGAAAUGGGCAUGGCUUUUUUGAGAGCAGCAAGCAGCAAGAGUAAUUUAGCUGCUCGAUACGUCGAUCUGCUGCAGCGUAUCCGGAAACGACCAAACGACCAAUAUUCAACCCAUACUGCGCCGCGAGACAAUAUUAUCCCCAUUCAGGAUGGAAUCGGUGCUGAUCCCUCGCUCCCAGCGCUUCCUGAGGGAGAUUUGUGGCUUGAUCGAGGCCAGAAUGAGCUCGAAAGCGGCCUCAAUCUUGACUUCCUGGACUUCGACGACUUGCUCUAUGGCACCGGUCUCCCUCGAGACUGGCUCGGGCAGGACUGGUCAGGUUUUGAGACAUGA
Molecule: messenger RNA, 2049 nt
Organism: Exophiala xenobiotica
Lineage: Eukaryota; Fungi; Ascomycota; Eurotiomycetes; Chaetothyriales; Herpotrichiellaceae
Exons: 4
Coding region: 1-2049 (682 amino acids)
Biological process (GO): DNA-templated transcription; positive regulation of transcription from RNA polymerase II promoter by galactose
Cellular component (GO): nucleus
Molecular function (GO): zinc ion binding; DNA-binding transcription factor activity, RNA polymerase II-specific; RNA polymerase II cis-regulatory region sequence-specific DNA binding
Source: RefSeq, a predicted model, not a curated record